UUAUUUUCGAUGGACCCCAUACUCAAUUCCUUGUUAAGCAGCUUCCGGCGCGUUCCGCCGGCAGCUAUUCCGGCGAUGCUGGACUGUAUCUUGGCUUCAAUGAGCUCUUCUCCAUCUUCCCUUUUCGCCUCUCUUCUCAAUGAAUUUCCCAACAUUACCAAGGAUAAAAUGGUGGGAAGCAAUGAGAGGGAUGCAGAGAGGGACUAUUGCAUUGUAUCUUACGUGGCUGCUCUAUGUCAUCUUCUGAAAAGAUCAGGUUCAAUUACCAGUGAAAUAGAGUUGUUUGUAUGCAGAAUUUUGAUUCCUCUUCUGAAGUUGGCACCAUCAUCUCAUCUUGACAUAUUUAAUGAGGUUGCAAGUAUGUUCUUUGACGCUGUGCUUGAAAUGAACAGCUGGGAUGCUGUUGAAGCAACCUUGGUUCCAUUUUUGUUCAGAUUGAUUGGUCUAUCUAUGGGGAUGAUUCAAAGCCAAGAGUCGGCUAUGUUUGAAUGGAGUUCACGCCCAAUUCUUCAGGUUUCUGAUGACCACCAGCCUAGGCUGCAUUGUUUUCAGCAAUGCAGUGACAAGCCAACUAAUGAGCUGAACAGGGACUUGAUACAGUCUCAGUUUGACUACUUUCCAUUACCAAUAUCUUGCUAUAUCCUGGCCUUAACACUGGAUGCUUCUUUACAAUGUAAACAUGUGGUGGAUUGUACCUGUAGCUUGCAAGUUUUUGCUAACAAAUUGAUCUGGGAUCUCUGUAACCUGACUUUUCAGAUGCUUUUACACAGUGUUGAGCAUCGAUCUUUUGCACUUAGCAUUCUUCUUCCAUCUAUUCUUAGAGUAUUAGCUUCACAUUGUGCUUUUGAAGUCUCAAGCGGUGUAAGCCAUAUACUAACCAGGAAGCAUCUUCUUGAGGAAAUAUGGAAAUGCUGCAAGAAGCUUUUCUCAAUGGGGCUUUCAGAGAGAAGAGAUGCAUAUACGAUACUUUCUCUUUCCCUAUCAACUGGUGCUUUUAAUAGGAGAACUAAAGAUGGGAAUGUAAUUGUCACCAGAGAAACAUUUGAUUUGACAGUUGACAAUGAUUUCUGGGAUGAAAUUAAAAGAGGCUUGGUUGAUAAGGAGACAUUAACCAGGAAACAGUCAUUACACGUGCUAAAAAGUAUAUUAAACCUGAGGGCGGAAAGCUGUCAGUACCCUGGUCUUUCACAUACUAUAACUGACAGGAAGAGUUUAGAUCUUUGUGGUAUGACCAAAAGGGAAAGGUGGGCUGAAGAGGAAGCAAAGUCCCUGGGUGUUGGGAAACUCUAUAAUUUAAAUGAUCAUCAUUUGGACAAUCGGCAGAGAUGGGAAGCUUUUAUUUUGCUGUAUGAAAUGCUUGAAGAAUAUGGUACUCACUUGGUUGAAGCAGCAUGGCAUCACCAGAUGAAUUUGUUACUCCAGUCUUCUCUUUCAUUGGAGAAUUCAGUGAGUUCUCAUGGUGGAGAUUUCCGUCAAAAUUGGAUGGAAAAUUUGGAGGAAAUUUAUGAGUGGUUGGCUGUCCUGUGGGAACGAGGAUUUUGUCAUGAUAAUCCUCAAGUGAGGUGCUUGAUCAUGCAAUCAUUUUUGGGUGUUCCAUGGAAGGACUAUGGAAGCAAUGUAAGAUUAGUGCCAGAGGAGUUCAUACUAGGUCCACUUAUGCAAGGAUUGAAUGAUCCUGUUCACCAUCAGGAUUUCGGUUUGAAACGAAUCUACUCUUCCUGUACAAUUGAUGCUGCUGCCAGUUUUCUGUGCCAAUACUGCUUCUAUCUUGAUCCGAGGAAACAGAUUAAAUUCUUGAUUGACUUAGCAUCAACUGCUAAAAAGCAUUCUUUUGGGAGACCUGGAUUAAUGUGUCUUGUUGAGUGCAUUGCUUCAGCUGCCCGUGGUGUUGAGCAACAUAACAACCCUAGAGUUGCAGGAUUUAAUGAUGCUUCCUUGAACAUGAUCCAGGUUAAAUCUGGUCAAGGAAGCUCCUGGAAAGAUGAUAAAGUGGAUUUACUAGAUUUUCUGCGAUAUAUUAUUGAAAGCAGUAAACAACACUUUAAUGCCAAUUACCGUCUUCAAGUUUGUGAAAGGAUGCUUGAUGCUGCUACUUCUGUAAUGGCUGCUGUUGACAUUCCUCUUGAGAUACUUCUGCACUUCAUUUCAAACCUUCCUCGGGAGUUCACUGAUUUUGGUGGGCCCUUGAGAUUCAAAAUACAAAAAUGGCUCAUUAAGUCUGAUGACAAACAUUGUACUGCCAGUUGUCGCAUUCCGAAUCUGGAACUUUUGACAGCUCUUGAUGGCUUCCCCAAAAAAUUUACCUAUAGUUAUCCAGUAGAAGCACGUUUUACUUUUGAUGAUGCUGACAUUGACAAAUGGGAAUAUGAAGCAAAGAGAUGGGUGAGGGUGAUUUUUCUUGUGAGUAAGCAGGAAAAUUUGGAAACUUUAUUUACCUUUCUGCGGGACCAUGGAAAAAAUGUCUGCAAGCAGCAAAACCUUUUGGAAUGGGUACCUGUGAAAUAUCUUAUUCUGGUCUCUAGCUUGGUUCAGGAACUUCAAAUAAACCAAGAUAGAACAGUUGAAGGUCCCAUCAGGGAAAGAAUCAAGGCCAACAUUCACCUUCCUGGGACAGCUGCUUAUACAGAUUUCCUUGUGGAAUCAAGUUUUCUUCAGAAGUUUGCCAAAUGUUUUUUGCUCAUAUUGGAGGAGCUCGUCUCAUUUGCCAAAUCCUCAUGCUCCAUUUUCUGGUCCAAUCAGGUGGAACACGACUGCAUUCUUCCCAGUUCAAUUAGAGGGAGACUUGGCGGCCCAAGUCUACGCCGGUUAUCAUCUAGUAUUGCUACUUCUGUUUUGCAAGCUAUAAUAUCUUUGAAGUCUGUGGCAUCCAUUUCAAGGUGGUGUGCACAAUUUACACCUGCUACGUCACUUAAUUCUGCUCUUACCUUUCUGUGGAGCUUCUGCUGGAAAAUAAUUACCACUCCAUCAGGUAGAUCAGAAACAGAGGCAGAGAUACGACUAGGGUCAUAUGAAGCAUUGGCCCAUAUCCUAAAAGAAUUGGUGUCUGUAUUCUCUCCUUUGUCUUUCGAUGUUGUCGUGGAUGAUGGAAAAUCUUGUGUGUCAGAAGCAGAUGAUAGACCCACUUUAGAUACCUUGGUUCAAACUUUUCUACAGUGUGUCAAUAAUCUCAUUGAAACUGGAAACUUGGUACGAACUCGGCGGGCAAUUUUGAUUAACUGGAAAUGGAUCUGCAUAGAAUGCCUGUUAUUAAUUCCUAAGUAUGUGCUUGAGAAAGGAGUUUAUCUUAGAAGCUGCAAUAUUUUCCUAUCAGAUGUUACAGCAAACUGGAUCUUUAGUGAUCUUGUUGAUAGCCUUGAAAAUGCUGGAGAAGUGUCUGUACUGCCCCUGCUAAGAUCAGUUAGAUUGAUUAUGGAGCUGUUUGCUUCAGACAGAAAGGGUUUAGUUGUUACCUCCUCUGAUGGCAUGAAUACCCGGAUGAUGUGGGAUUUGGUCAAGUCCUCUUGGAUAUUGCAUGUUAGUUGCAAUAAAAGGCGGGUUGCUCCGAUUGCUGCUCUUUUAUCUUCUGUUCUGCAUUACUCAGUUUUUGGUGAUGAAUGCAUGCAUGAAAUUGAUGGUGCACCUGGGCCUUUUAAGUGGUUCAUUGAGAAAAUUCUUGAGGAAGGGACGAAAAGUCCACGCACAAUUCGUCUUGCUGCAUUACAUUUAACAGGGCUGUUGCUUGCAAAUCCCAUGACCAUAAAAUACUAUUUGAGAGAGCUGAAGCUUUUAACCUUGUAUGGGUCUGUUGCAUUUGAUGAAGAUUUUGAAGCCGAACUGACCGAAAAUCAGGAUGCAAAAAGUGAAGUAUCAAUGUUAGCCCAAAGCCCAGAUCCUGAGCUAACUGAAGAAUUUAUCAAUACAGAGCUGUAUGCACGUGUCUCUGUUGCCGUUUUGUUUUACAAACUUGCAGACAUGGCUGAUAUGGUUGGUUUUUGUAAUGGAGGCAGAAACAGCCUGGCAGCCCUUGCAUCUGGCAAAAUCUUUUUGCUAGAGCUUCUUCAGUCUGUGCUAAAUGACAAGGACCUAGCUAAAGAGUUGUAUAAGAAGCAUAGUUCAAUUCACAGACGAAAAAUUCGUGCAUGGCAGAUGAUUUGCAUUUUGUCACGAUUUGUUUAUGAAGAUAUUGCUGAGGAAGUUAUGUGUAGCUUGCAUAAAGCACUUCAAAGAAACAAUUUGCCCUCAGUUCGUCAGUACCAGGAAACAUUUGCAAUCCAUAUAUACUUGAAGUUUCCUUCACUUGUUGGCCAACAGUUAGUUCCUCAGCUCCAUAAUUAUGAUGUGCGUCCUCAGGCUUUAUCUUCAUAUGUAUUCAUAGCGGCUAAUGUUAUUCUGCAUGCUGGUGAAGAGUAUCAGUCCGGGCAUCUUGAUGAAUUACUACCUCCUACAAUACCUUUGCUUACUUCACAUCAUCAUACUUUGCGUGGGUUUACACAGUUACUAGUGUAUCAAGUUCUCCAUAAAUUAUUGCCUGGCAUUGAUGCUGGUCCCUCCAUUGCCAUGCCACUGGAGAAAAGGUGCCUGGAGGAUUUGAAGUCGUACUUGACAGAAAACCCAGACUGUGCACGGCUAAGAGCAUCAAUGGAGGGUUAUCUUGAUGCUUUUGAUCCAAAAAGUUCUGUCACACCAGCUGGGAUUUUUGCAAGCCGGGUGGAGGAACAGGAAUUUGAAUGUGUCCCAAAGACUCUAAUGGAUCAAGUGACCCGCUUUUUAAAUGAUACGCGUGAUGAACUCAGAUGUUCAAUGGCCAGGGAUGCAGCUGUUAUCAAAUAUGAGGGCUUACCUUCUGGUGAUUAUAGCAAUUCUCCUAAAGAAGCAAAAAAUUCCAAUCAAGAACAACCUUCCUUCCAUCUGCAGGAAGAUGUGUCAUUGGAUUUCCAGAAGAAGUUUACCCUGUCUGAUCAGGAAACACAAACUACUGCUGUUUUUUCAAUAGACAACAGCAAGUCGUUGAAAUUGCUUGCUGCUAUUGAGAAGGAAGAUGAACUACUUGAUCAGCUGCUACAUUCAAGAAAUCUAGCGAUGCAAAAAUUAAAAGCAAGACGACAGCAGUUUAUCCUUGUAGCGUCAUUGGUUGAUCGAAUCCCAAACCUUGCUGGAUUGGCACGGACAUGUGAAGUAUUUAGAGCAGCAGGACUGGCAAUAGCAGACAAAAAUAUAUUGAGUGACAAGCAAUUCCAACUUAUCAGUGUAACGGCAGAGAAGUGGGUUCCAAUAAUAGAAGUUCCAGUUAGUAGCAUGAAAAAUUUCCUGGAAAAGAAAAAGAAAGAGGGUUUUGCCAUCCUAGGUCUGGAGCAGACUGCAAACAGCAAACCUCUCGACCAGUAUGCCUUUCCUAAAAGGACUGUUUUAGUCCUUGGCCGGGAGAAGGAGGGUAUUCCUGCAGAGAUAAUCCAUGUUUUGGAUGCUUGCAUUGAGAUCCCACAGAUGGGAGUAAUUAGGUCACUCAAUGUCCACGUCAGUGGUGCGAUUGCAUUAUGGGAGUAUACCCGACAGCAAAGGUCCCAUUGAUCUUGCUUGCCUAAGUGGGUAUGAUAUCUAAAUGAAAGGGAUUGAAGCUCACUGCUUUGUGGAAGAAAUUUGCAUGUAGGAUAGGAUUUAGACAGCGGAAUUUCUUUGUGUAUAUAUGGUGUUGAUCACUACGAGCCUUUUUGUAUUCAUUCAGGUGGAGUAACUGACCAGUAGUCUGGUGCCAGUGCUCUCAUGUUCCUUUACGGAUCCAUUUUGUACAUUGAUGAUAUAUAUUGGUUACAGUAUGGCCACUUGCUAUACUUGCACAAAAGUGUACAGUGCCGGAACGUGUUCUGUGAUC
Coffea eugenioides is the source of this 5848-nucleotide messenger RNA. RefSeq lists its product as uncharacterized. NCBI's taxonomy places the organism in Eukaryota, Viridiplantae, Streptophyta, Magnoliopsida, Gentianales, Rubiaceae. Gene Ontology annotation, biological process: tRNA methylation. The transcript has 12 exons. Gene Ontology annotation, molecular function: tRNA (guanine) methyltransferase activity; RNA binding. The record is from RefSeq and is a predicted model, not a curated record. The coding region runs from base 10 to 5547 and encodes 1845 amino acids.